This is a messenger RNA of Pangasianodon hypophthalmus (striped catfish), 4861 nucleotides long. It is a transcript of the gene pgm2, whose product is annotated as phosphoglucomutase 2. Gene Ontology annotation, molecular function: magnesium ion binding; phosphopentomutase activity. The transcript is spliced from 13 exons. The coding region runs from base 243 to 2090 and encodes 615 amino acids. Gene Ontology annotation, biological process: carbohydrate metabolic process; purine ribonucleoside salvage. NCBI's taxonomy places the organism in Eukaryota, Metazoa, Chordata, Actinopteri, Siluriformes, Pangasiidae. The record is from RefSeq and is a predicted model, not a curated record.
GUCCUUCUGCACUACGUCAUCGACACAAAGGCUGAGUUUCAAACGGCUCUUCGGUUUAUAUAUCAGUGCACUAUUUUAGGGCUUGAACUAAUAACUUGUAAACCCUACAUAGUGCACUCUGUGGGUGUUUGGUGUGGAGCCGGAGUGUACGCAAACUGAGCAGUUUAUAAGCCACAGCAGCACAGCGACUGAUGUGUGAGUGUUGAAUCAGUUAUUCAGGAGCAGAAACAAAACAAAACAAAAUGGCGGAAGAUGGAGUCGAAAGUACCGGAGAUGUUACUCUGGACAACGCCGUUAAACAGUGGUUAGAGUUUGAUAAGAACAGCAAGACGGCGGCUUGCGUGCGAGAGAUGGUGAAUACGGGAAACUUAGAAGAGCUGCGCCAAUGUUUUGGCUCCCGGAUGACGUUCGGGACGGCGGGGCUGAGAGCGGCCAUGGGGCCCGGCGUGUCGCGCAUGAACGACCUCACCAUCAUACAGACCACCCAGGGGUUCUGUCGCUACAUGGAGCAGUGUUUUGAGGAUCUGAAGCAGCGCGGCGUGGUGAUCGGGUUUGACGCGCGCCAGCACACUCCCAGCGGCGCCAGCAGCAAGCGCUUCGCCUCUCUGGCCGCGGCUGUGUUUAUCAGCCGAGGAGUUCCUGUUCACCUCUUCUCUGUCUUCACUCCUACGCCGUACGUGCCGUUCACUGUAUCUCACCUGGGUCUCUGUGCUGGUGUUAUGGUGACGGCCUCGCACAACCCCAAACAGGACAACGGUUACAAGGUGUACUGGGAGAACGGCGCUCAGAUCAUCUCCCCUCAUGACAAAGGUAUCGCCGCAGCUAUAGAGGAGAAUCUGGAGCCGUGGGCCGAGUCGUGGGACACGGACGCUGCCUCCCAGAGUGCACUGCUCAAAGACCCGUAUCAGGAUAUACACCGAGAAUACCUGCAGUCUAUUCAGCAACACUGCUUCCACAGAGAGCUGAACAAGAGUUCGGAGGUGAAGAUCGUUCACACCUCGGUGCACGGCGUGGGUCACGUGUUCGUCCAGGCCGCUUUUAAAGCUUUCGACCUUCCACCUCCGUAUGCCGUCGAGGAGCAGAAAGAUCCCGACCCGGAGUUCCCGACGGUGGAGUACCCCAACCCUGAGGAAGGAGCGGGAGUGCUGAACCUGUCUUUUGCACUAGCGGACCGAGAGGGAGCGACUGUGGUUCUGGCCAACGACCCAGACGCGGACCGACUGGCCAUGGCUGAGAAACAGUCGAGUGGUGAGUGGAGGGUGUUCUCGGGGAACGAGCUCGGUGCGCUGCUCGGCUGGUGGACGUUUCAGUGCUGGAAGGAGAAGCAGGGGGAAAAGUUCAAGUCCUCGGUGAAGGACGUGUACAUGCUGGCCAGCACCGUCUCCUCCAAGAUCCUCCGCGCCAUCGCUCUUAAAGAGGGCUUUCACUUCGAGGAGACUCUGACUGGCUUUAAGUGGAUGGGGAACAGAGCGAAGCAGCUGCUGGAUCAGGGGAAGAGCGUCCUGUUCGCCUUCGAGGAGGCCAUCGGAUACAUGUGCAGCCCAGCAGUGCUGGAUAAGGAUGGAGUGAGCGCAGCAGCCAUCGCCGGAGAGAUGAUCUCAUACCUGGCCUCCAGAAACACCUCCAUCUCACAGCAGCUUAAAGCCAUUUACGAUGAGUACGGCUACCACAUCACCAAGAACUCGUACUUCAUCUGCCACAACCAGGACACCAUCAAGCAGCUGUUUGAGCAUCUGAGGAACUACGACAGCCAGAACACCUACCCUAAAGAGUGCCAGGGCUUCGCCGUCACCGGCGUCCGUGACCUCACUACGGGCUACGACAGCAACCAGCCCGAUCUCAAAGCCAUCCUUCCUACCAGUAAGAGCAGUCAGAUGAUCACCUUCAGCUUUGCUAACGGAGGCGUGGCCACCAUGCGGACAAGCGGCACCGAGCCCAAGAUCAAGUACUACACCGAGCUGUGUGCCGCUCCAGGGAACAGUGAUGUGACUCAGCUGAAGGGCGAGCUGAACAGCCUGGUGGACGCCAUCGUAGAGAAUUUCUUCCAGCCCAAGAAGAACAACCUGACGGCCCGACCGGAGUCGGAUUAAACGCCGGGCUAGCGAAAGCACUGAGCGGAAAGGUCUGCCGACGCCUCAAACAAUCCUGACGCGAUACUUUCCAGUUUCACACAUUUCUGUUUUCCCCACUCUCGCACACACAAAUCAACUUCACACAUUUUCUACAGCUGUUUAAACCCUUUUUUAAUGAAAACCUGUUCAUAUUCACAUCACAGACUGCACCUUUAAUGACAUCACUGGGUCCGGAGGGUCUGAAACCAUGAUCCUAAUGAAUGUAACCGUACGAGUAAUCCUAGACCUGCACUUUUAUUCGGAGAGAAGUCUUAAAUACGGUAUUGACCAUGUGAGCCACGCCCACCUGAUGUGAAUUUGGGAAGAGAAGCUGCUGCCAUGCGAAUAUUAUCAAAAACACACGCUGAUCACCCGUUAUUACCCGACACAUGCUUUCCAUCAGAGCUUUUUUUUCUUCUUUAGUUUAGCACUGGAUCUAUAAAACUAAUACUGAUCUAUAAGACUAAUACUUUCAUUACUCUUUAGCAACAUUAGCAUCAUAGCACCAGUGCAAAACUUUAAAAAAAAAAAAAAAAAAAAAAAAAAGCUUCAGACACCAAACACACUUUAACUGGGACCAGUAAAACAUUUCCAUCAAACCAUUGCUUUAACCUUAACCAAAGUAUUACAAUGUGUACCACAGUGCUGCUGAAUUCUCAACCCUGAUUGGUCAGAAGAUCUUAAUGCGCUUGUUUUCGUUUCUAUAGUUUAGUCUAAGAAUAGACAUAUUUUAAUAUGUGUUAUUUAACAACAAAAAUGCUCUAAUCACUGAUUUGGUGAAGCUUUCUAUAAGGAGACGUUUAUAUAACAUUUAUGGAAGGAGUCUCCAGUGUCAGCGCUUUGACAGGAAGUUUGUCUGUAACAUGACAAGCUGAAUAAAAGAGAGGCUGGUGAAGAAAUGACUGAAGGAAGAGCUAGUUUUUCACUGAAGUUCCACAACGUUAACUAUAAACGGAUAAAAAUUACAUUAUAUAUUAAAAAAAACGACAGAAACACCGCUUCCUGCAUCACACCACCCCGUUGUUGAUUCAUUUCCUAUAACAGCACAACACCGAGUGUAUCGCGUACCGUUUUCUGUCUUUUUUUUGGAUCCAUGGAUAAUCAAACUUCCAGUUCAAACAUCUUUUAAGGUUUGAAUCUGAAUCUGGUGCUGCGUUAUAAUCCUAAUGAACCGAACAGCAGCUUUCUACACUUUAAUUAUUUAAUCAUUUUAUUUCUGCUGGAUCAGAGAUGUUUGAUUCUCACUCAUUUAUUCACUACUCUGCAUACAUGACUUUUUAUUUUUAUUUUUAAUGAGACCUCUGAACAUUCCUUUAUUUAAUGAACGGUUGAUCAUUGUCUUCUUUCAGAACUGUACAAGACCUUUAGUGUCAUUUUUCUUUUUUCUUUUUUUUUUAGUGAACUGGGAUGAGUGCUGCCCCCUGCUGGCUGAUUUUGAAAUGAAAAAAUAUGCAAUGACUAGAGUAUAAACAGGGCUGCAAAAUAGUAAUUAUACUUCACUACUGUACUUAAGUGCUGUUUUAGAAGAUUUCUGCUUUACUCAAGUAUUGAAAUGGAAUGCUUGUUGAAUAUUUAUUAAACAUUAGCUAACCAGCGAGCCAUAUCUGAGGUUUGUCUAGAGUUAGCAUAAUAUUUAAUAAAUAUUUAAUAAAAUACGUACGAGUCAAAUGAAAACCUUUAAAGUGCAAUGUAAAUUAGAUCACCUUUUUUUUUUAGUCGUUAAGCACCGGACCACUUGUGUUGAACAGAACGGAGAUUAUGGAGAAAAAUGAUACACUUUUGUGACACCAGUUUGCAAUAAACAAUGCAAACGUUUUCAUUUGGCUCACCCUCGUACAUACAUGCAUAAGAUUUCAUGUCUGAAUUGCUCAUUUUUGAUCAGUUUUAUAUAGAAUAUUUACUUUAAAUACUUGAUUAUGUUUCACUCAAGUCGAUUAAUUAACUGUAAUUAAGUGCAGUUUUUCACUUACUCUAAAGCACUGAUUAUAAACAUAUUGUAAGUCUGAGCUUAAAGGAAUGGUUUGAUCCUUUAAUCCAACACAACUCUAUGCAGGUCUGAGAAGUGCUAGGUUAAUUCAUCUUUUCAUAUUUAUUCCUCAUUACAGUGUGACUCAGUGUCUGAAAUGCAAUGUUUAAGUAUAAAAAAUAAUAAUAAUUAACCUUGAUCUGUGGUUCUCAACUCCCCGUGUGGUCCUGAUCCACACUCAUCAAUGCACAUCACAGCAUUAGACUUUAAUCCUUAAAUCAGUGUCUAGAGUUUAAAGUCUAAUGAUGCGAUGUGCAUUCUGAAUAAAUGCGAAAGCGUCCACAUGUUUACAUUUUGCCAGAAACUUUAUAUCCAAAGCACCUAUAUCCAAAACUUUAUGUCCAAAACUUUAUAUCGAAAGCACCUAUAUUCAAAACUUUAUAUCCAAAACUUUAUAUCGAAAGCAAACUCCACCUGAAGCAGAAAUUCCUGGGAUUUAAACUCACAACCUUCCACGCAGAAUCGUACCAGUUGAGGGACUCCUGAAAGUCGGUGCAGUGAUCUCUGAUUAAAGCCUUAAACAUUUAACAUUCUUGUACACGAGUAUUUAAUAACGAAACUUCCUGGUUUUAUUUAAACAUUCCUCUGCCUUGUUGUACUUGUCUACCUUGUGUAAUCAUGCACUGUGGGCUCACACAUGCUGCUUUUCUGCACACGCAUUUCAGCUGAACCUUCUUCAGUGGACUUCAUUCUUAGUAAAGAAUAAAAUAAAACUAAUCUAGCA